AUGUCAGGUGAAUUAACGAAUAGCGACUUUCGCCUGAUUUUUGACAACUACGAAAAGGAAAAGAAGGAAAAGGAAAACAAAUUAUUGCAGAAGGAACAAAAGAAGUUAGAAAGAAAACAAAAAUAUAUAACAAAAAAAAAAAAAAAUGAAGAAAAAGAAGAACAGAAAUAUCGAGACAGAGCAGAAGAAAGAAGAAAGGGCAUCGUAAAGGAUGUUAAGGAUGCAAGUGUAUUAUAUAACAAUGUGAAUAACACAAUUGAUGAAUCUAAAUUUAUGGGAGGUGAUGUUGAGCAUACACAUUUAGUAAAAGGUCUUGACUACGUACUUUUAAAUAAAGUUCGAAAUAAAUUAAUUGAUAAAAUAAGUUUAGAGAAGGAAAAAUUAAAAGGAAAUAAAACAAAUGAUAUUAGUUUAUCGAAUAGAAUACCGAAAUUUUCAAAUGAUGAAUCGAGACAUAUUUUUAAAUAUUUUUUUUUGUAUGAACACCCGCAUCAUAUACAUUUUAAAAAAAAAAUAGAGAACAUUUAUGAUAAUAUAACAAAUAAUAUGAAAUUUAAAAAUUACAACAAAAAUAUCCAUUCGGUUAAUUAUAAGUACAAUAUAAACAUGGAAGUUGAGAAAAACGAUAUACCUAUUAAGUAUAUAUAUAACGUAGACGAUAUAAAGAUGAAUUAUACUUAUCAUUUAAAACCACCAGUUUUAAAUGAAAUAGACUUAUGUUUUAAAUGGCAUAAGGAAAAUAAAAGAAAAAAAAAAAAUGAAAGAUUGCCAAAAAGACCACUAACAGCUAGCCUUUUUAAGCAGGAACAAACUUAUGAGAAUAUAGAUGAUGCCAAUGACGACAUCGAUAUUUUUAAGAACGAUGUCGAUGUGGUUAGUAGUGAUAUGAAGCGGUCCAAGGACACUACUACAAUUAAUGUUGCUUCCAACAGUAGUACUAAUUUGGGAAACGUUCACAACUUCAACAGCAAUGUAAAUGAAAAUAAUGACUCAGGUACCAAUCCAGAUGUUAGUUCUUUGGAAUCACAAAAGAAAAGUAAUAAGGACAAAUUCGAAAAAGAUGAAAAUAAAGAGAAACAAACGUAUAAAGAUGAUAACAUAAAUUUGUUUUAUUCUGGAAAUUUACCCGAUAAAUCAAAGAACAGAACUGUAAAUGAAAGUAAUAAGAAUAGCUUAACUGAAAAUGUGUUUGCAGACACAUAUGAUGAAUGUUAUCCAGAUUAUGGUAAUGGAGGCUUUUUUUAG
This is a messenger RNA of Plasmodium gonderi, 1245 nucleotides long. RefSeq lists its product as hypothetical. The record is from RefSeq and is a predicted model, not a curated record. Lineage: Eukaryota; Apicomplexa; Aconoidasida; Haemosporida; Plasmodiidae. The coding region runs from base 1 to 1245 and encodes 414 amino acids. Gene Ontology annotation, biological process: mRNA splicing, via spliceosome. The transcript has a single exon. Gene Ontology annotation, cellular component: nucleus.